GUUAUUGUGCUCACAGUCACCGUCAAUUGCUAUUUAACUACGCAAGGAUCAACACAAAGUCUUCCUUACUCGUCACAUUCAGCUUCAUUCAAAAUAGAAAAUGAUUCAUUCCAAAAGCAAGCUCUUCUUCGGGCUUGCAAUCCUGUUAUCAUGUUUGCGUCCAUCCAUAGCGGACGGAUCAAUUUCAUUGUUUUCAACCACAGCGGCACGACCGACGUAUACUGUGAGCUCUGUGACUGCUAUCCGAGGUGGUGCCGCUGCGAUCCCCGCUCCAAAGGGGAAGCGAGUUCUAACGAAGAAGCACGUCGCGACUUCGGUAGGGCACGACGAUGAGCUCAUGUCAUCACCAACGGCAGUGGCCAACGUUUUGGCCGAUUUGUGCCCGCACGGGAUGCUUCCAAUAGCCUACGGAAUGGCGGCGGCAGGCGGCACAGGUCCGGUCCUCGCAACUGCGGUCCUUGUUGUUUUUGGUGCCUUGAGUUGGUAUUCACUUGUGUCCUUCGCGCGGGCAGCCGAUGUUGUAUUGGUGCAGUCUAAGGAAGAGCAUGCCGCCGGGGAAUCUUUGUCUGCGGUGUGGGAACGAACUGUACCAAAUGGGAAACUCACCACAUACAUACCAGAUGUUGGAUGCGUAUUCUUGACCGUGGGAUGUUUACUUUUCUACUCUGCGUUUAUCGGCGACAUCUUUGGGUCACUCGUUUCUGGUGUGAAGGGCCUUCCAUCGGUGCUACAAAAACGCUGGCCCGUGCUACUCCUGCUCCACGCAGUUCCCAUUUUACCACUAUGCUUGAAGAAAGACCUUUCGGCUCUCAAGUACAGCUCCAUGACAGGCUUGCUUGGCAUAUUUUACACAGUUUUCUUUGUGGGGAAAAGACUGGUUGAUGGAUCCUACGCUGAAGGUGGAAAGUAUUUUGAUCUCAUGGCAACCAAGUUUCAACCGGCACCUCUAGCCAACUUUCCACACACACAAUCUGGGGUACUAGGGUAUCUGGCGGACAUUCCUUCCAUGUACGCCGGCAAAGGCCUUUUUACUUUGAUGAACAUGUGCUGUGUUGCCUACGCAUGUCACUAUAACGCGGUCAAAUACUACAUGGAGCUCAAAGAUCGUACGGUUCCGACUCUUAAAGGAGUCAUGGCGGCAGGCAUUGGCGGAACUGGUUUAGUUUUUUGGUGUAUGAUGAUGCUUGGAUUUGCCACUUUCGGAAAGCAUUCUCAGGCAUUGCUUCUCAACAAUUAUCAUAGCUCGGUGGAUCUUAUGGCAACGGCGGCUCGUCUCUUUACCGGGAUUGCCAUUAUUUCUGGAUACGCGCUAAUGUUCGCUGGCCUCAAGGCAGCAUUGUUUUCGCUACUCAAACUGGACCAGCCAAACACCACGAACCGUGAUUUGAAGCAGAACACCAUCUCCUUUGGUAUUCUGUCGGCAAUUGCGGUUGCCGCAUGCUUUGUUACGGAACACGAACUCGCCACCGUAAUCGGGAUUGUGGGAAGCGUAUUUGGAUCCGUUGUUAUCUACAUCUUCCCUGCUAUUGUAAAUAUCAGCUUGCUCGCCAAGAAAAACAAGAAAGGCAACCGAAUUGCAGCAUUGUUUUUCCCUGGCGAAGUCCUUUUUAACAAGCUCAUGAUCUUAUUUGGGGCAAUGUUUGCCGUACUCGGAACGUGGAUUUCGUUAGCAAGCGACGAUCAUUAGCUGUAAACAGACAAGUUACCCGUUUC
Messenger RNA from Phaeodactylum tricornutum CCAP 1055/1, 1713 nucleotides. RefSeq lists its product with no specific name. The record is from RefSeq and is a predicted model, not a curated record. The transcript has 2 exons. Lineage: Eukaryota; Bacillariophyta; Bacillariophyceae; Surirellales; Neidiaceae. Gene Ontology annotation, molecular function: amino acid transmembrane transporter activity. Bases 101 to 1687 code for a protein of 528 amino acids. Gene Ontology annotation, biological process: amino acid transmembrane transport.